Messenger RNA from Capsicum annuum, 2800 nucleotides. Its product is annotated as polycomb group protein EMBRYONIC FLOWER 2. Lineage: Eukaryota; Viridiplantae; Streptophyta; Magnoliopsida; Solanales; Solanaceae. The transcript is spliced from 23 exons. Bases 629 to 2548 code for a protein of 639 amino acids. Gene Ontology annotation, molecular function: chromatin DNA binding. The record is from RefSeq and is a predicted model, not a curated record. Gene Ontology annotation, cellular component: nucleus.
UUCUUUAGCUAGUCCGUGGUUUCUCUUUCUCUUCGUUUCUCCUCUCCUCUUCAGUCUCUCCUGCCGCUGCUGCUUCCGUCGACGAAGACACUGCCCCGCCUUCGUCGUUGCUCUCUCCGACGACGUUGCUCCGAAGAAGGAACAGAUUUACCAAGGACAAAAUAUUCUGCCUCCACCCAUGUUUUGAAGGCUGAACUAGGCGAACUUGUGGUUCAAUUUGUCUAAAGUUUUUCAAGAUCAAAUUCAGCAAUUAUUUGUGCUGGAAUGAAUAUAUUAGAUGAGCUGUUGAACGAGUUAUGCUGGAUCAAUAAUUCCAUUGGGUUAUGUUUGUGAGGAGGUAGUUUUCCUCAGCUUCAAGGAAAUGGAAUUGCUCACUGUUGAGAAAUUGGUCUAGUGUAAGGUGGAGGUGGGGGGUCGUUGCUAGACUCUUCUUUCAUGAAGGGUUAGUUGGGAUUAAACAAGGGAUAGGAAGAAGGGCAUAUCUGCACUAUGCAGGAAGAAUAUUUGGGGAGAUUUGGAGUGGUGCUGAGGGGCGAAGAUAUUGGGAAGAUAAGAACUAAGAAUCUUGACUGGUUAGCAGUGAAGUUGAGAGAACUAUGAAUAUACAUUGGAAUACUGCGUGACAAGGAUGCCAGGCAUACCUUUAGUGGCUCGUGAAACCACGAAUUACACUUGCUACUGCAGUUACUCUACAGGUACGGAUUCAAUGUGCAGGCAAGGUUCUGCUACGCAUUUGUCUGCAGAGGAGGAGGUUGCUGCUGAAGAAAGCCUUUCAAGUUAUUGCAAACCUGUUGAACUCUACAACAUUCUCCAACGCCGUGCUGUUAGAAAUCCUUCCUUCCUUCAAAGAUGUUUACAGUAUAAAAUUCAAGCAAAGCGCAAAAGGAGGAUUCAAUUGGCAAUUUCUGCGCUAGCAACUGUGAACGAUGAAUCACAGGUCCAGAAUUUAUUUCCUUUGUGUGUAAUUUUGGCAAAGCCAGUAUCAAGUGCUGCAGCUGUUGAGGCAUAUUCUGCUGUCUAUCAAUUUAAGCGGGCAUGCAUAUCAACCUCAUUCAGUGGAGUUGAUGGGAUAAAUCGAGCUCAAGCAAAAUUCUUUCUCCCUGAAAUUAAUAAACUCUCUGCUGAAAUAAGGGCUGGCUCUCUUGUCAUUCUGUUUGUCAGCUUUGCCGAACUUGUGAGAGAUCAUGUGGAUACAUCUUCAUUUCCAUUGAAUCUUGAAGGGCACUGCUUGUUGGGCAGAAUGCCGAUGGAAUUACUUCAUUUAUUGUGGGAUAAGUACCCCAAUGUGACUUUAGGGGAGAGAGCUGAGAUGUUAUCAACUAUUGACUUGAGUCCUUGUUUCAUGAAGACGAGCUGUUUGGACAAAGACAGACGUAUUUCCUUCCAGUAUCCCCGCUGUUCUGCGGCUCUGGCGACAAUACAACAGCUGCAAGUCAAAGUUGCUUCAGAAGAAGCUGCUGCAAGAGAAAGAACACGAUAUGAUUCAUUCUCCUAUGAGGACAUUCCUACUACUUCAUUGCGUCGAAUAAUAAGGUUGAGAACGGGAAAUGUUGUUUUCAACUAUAUGUACUAUAACAAUAAGUUGCAGAGAACAGAAGUGACAGAGGACUUCACCUGUCCUUUCUGCUUGGUAAAAUGUGCCAGCUUUAAGGGUUUGAGAUAUCACUUAUGCUCAUCCCACGAUCUAUUCAACUUUGAAUUUUGGGUAAAUGAAGAAUAUCAAGCUGUAAAUGUAUCUGUGAGAAGUGACAUUUGGAGAGCUGAGAUUGUUGCUGAUGGCAUGGAUCCUAAGCAACAGACAUUCUUCUUUUGUUCGAAGCCACUAAGACGGAGGAAACGGCCGGAUUUAGUACAAAAUUCAAAGCAUGUGCACCCACUUGUUUUAGAUUCAGAUUUCCCUACGUCAAUGAAUGAGCUCAAUGACAGGGUUAAUGGUGUUGCUGAUGCUGUAGUGUGUGAUCCAUCAAGUUCCAAUGGUGCAGGUGUUUCCUCUGCAACUGGUCACUUGUAUCCAGAUCCUGAUUCUGUUCAGUCAGUACCAGGAAGCACUCUUGCCCCCCCAGCACUGCUUCAGUUUGCCAAGUCAAGAAAGUUAUCAGUUGAGCGCUCUGAUCCCAAAAAUCGUGCCCUCCUGCAAAAAAGGCAAUUCUUUCACUCUCAUAGGGCCCAGCCCAUGGCACUGGAGCAAGUUUUAUCAGACCAAGACAGUGAGGAUGAAGUUGAUGAUGAUGUUGCAGAUUUUGAAGAUCGAAGGAUGCUUGAUGAUUUUGUGGAUGUGACCGAAGAUGAGAAGCAGUUGAUGCACCUGUGGAACUCAUUUGUUAGAAAGCAAAGAGUGUUGGCAGAUGGUCACAUCCCUUGGGCGUGUGAGGCCUUUUCGAAGCUACAUGGUCGGGAGUUUGCCCAAGCACCAACCUUGCGGUGGUGUUGGAGCUUAUUCAUGACAAAGUUGUGGAACCAUGGCCUUGUUGAUGCACGUACAAUUAACAAGUGUAACCUAAUAUUAGAACAGUUCCAAAGCCAAGAUAAUGAUUCCACUCGAAGCUGAAUACCCGUUCGACAAUUUGUUACCAUCUAGCUAUGGAUUUGGUGGUGAUACAGCUUUGUGGCUGGAUCUACAUCUCGGAAUUUUCAACAUUUGUUUUUCUGAUGUUAUUGUGGCCAGAUGCCUUUUUUGUCUUUUAAGAGUAUGAUAUGCUAAAUUAUUAAUAUUUUACAGGGGAUAUAUAGAGUUAGGCAUCUGCUGCUUAAAUUGGAAAUCAAUGAUUCUCAUUGUUCGAGGGCUCUGUUAUAUCUUGAA